Penaeus monodon (black tiger shrimp) is the source of this 375-nucleotide messenger RNA. Its product is annotated as neprilysin-2-like. Gene Ontology annotation, molecular function: metalloendopeptidase activity. The record is from RefSeq and is a predicted model, not a curated record. Gene Ontology annotation, biological process: protein processing. The transcript is spliced from 4 exons. Bases 1 to 375 code for a protein of 124 amino acids. Lineage: Eukaryota; Metazoa; Arthropoda; Malacostraca; Decapoda; Penaeidae. Gene Ontology annotation, cellular component: plasma membrane.
AUGUUCAAAUUAAAAUGGUUCUCUCGGUACCAAUAUGGUGAGUACAAAGUGGACGAAGUUGGCCUCAACAUCAACCCUGUCAACACCCUGGGCGAAAACAUUGCAGACAACGCCGGGAUCAAGAUUGCUUACCAGGCCUACAAGAAGUGGGCCGAGAAGAACGAGGAGCAGGUGACGGUGCCCUACGUCAACCUCACGCACGACCAGCUCUUCUUCCUCAACUUCGGCCAGAUUUGGUGCGAGAAUAACAGGCCCGAGGCGAUGCUCACGAAGAUCCGGAGCGGCCAGCAUUCGCCCAACAAGUACAGAGUGAUAGGAACACUUUCCAACUCGGAGGACUUCAGCAGAGCCUACAAUGCCCGUUGGUCCCGAUGA